Paramuricea clavata is the source of this 20325-nucleotide messenger RNA. Lineage: Eukaryota; Metazoa; Cnidaria; Anthozoa; Malacalcyonacea; Plexauridae. The record is from the annotation of a GenBank genome assembly.
AGAAUACAAGAUGGCGGCUAAAAUUGAGAGAAAUUUAAAGUUAGAAACACAGACAGAAGGAAGGCAACAACAGGUACUAGUAUAUCUGGGUAGCGUGUGUGAUUUCUGAUUUUUAGCAUAGCGUGGUGGAUCAGUCACUUUAUCAGUGUUUGACCAAACUCAGGCAGACUGGGAUCGGUCCUUUACUUUCGCAAAUCGCCACCAGUUAAUUCACUCAGUUUGUAGAACGUGGCAAUUUGCUUGCACACCAAUUUAAGUCACACAAACAGCAGUCAGCAGUGGGUGAAAUAAAAUUAUGAAAACUAUAUAAAAGAUCAAUGAGCAAUGCAUUGGCUGUAUUUAUAUAUUUACUAAGAAGCACUAGUAAUCACGUAUAUUUUACGAAUCAUUGAAACUGGAAUAUAUUUAACGAAGUGGCUAUAUCUACGGGCCCGUAAACAGACUUCGCCCGGCUAUAUUUACGGCACUCUCGUUCUUAGUCUCCAUACGGCCUGUAUUUAUCGUUAAAGUCAAAUUGAAACAAAAAUAACCCUAACUGGCUAACCCCAAUCCUUCCUCUAAUCCUAACCCCUAAAAAAAUAGUAGUCAGAAAAAAAAAGUUAAACAUGUUUUGUUAAGGCGAACAAAAAACCUUCACAAACUCGGAUUCGAACCCGCGGACUACAACACAGCAGCCAUUUGCCUAACCUUCUGAGCUAUUUUCGGGCUCGCUGAAAUCCUUUGUAAACAAUACGCUUUAAGUCCUGAUUCCACAAGCGCUUUUUGUCAGCAAAAUGCGAAAUAUUUUGCCUGUUUCUUUUGAAUUGUGAGCAAUCAAGUAGAAAUAAUUUAUUCGAGUGGUCGCAAUUCAAAAGAAACACGCGAAAUAUUUCGCAUUUCACCGACGAAAAGCGCUUGUGGAAUCAGGCCUUUAUAGUGCCGGUUCGGUACAUAGAGUGCCGUAAAUAUAGCCUGGCGAAGUCUGUUUACGGACCCGUAGAUAUAGCCACUUUGUAUAUUUAAAAGCAUGCCGUUUUCCGCAUAAACGCAAACUACAGUAACACGCCAGCCUUUCUUUUGGAGUCUUACCUAAGUUAUAUAUAGAAUACUCGUCAAUUUUUAAACCUUACACCGAAGUGUGUUUAAUUAGUCGAACUACGAAUCGAAUUCUAUAAUCGCUGACUUUUUAACGCUAUCGGCGCCAAAAAAUUCUUGAAUUAUGGUUGGCAAAAAUUUGCCGAAUGCCGACCUCAUUUUCGAGGGCCGCCAAAUUCAAUCUGAUUCAAAGUGGUUGGUUGAAAUUGCAUUUUUUCACUUUUUGGAUUUAAAUGUUGUUCCAAUUUUCGAACAUUUGCUCAAAUACUUGCCCAUUUGGGAAAUGUAUUGCAUUGCGAGUUCAGCCUGUCUGCAAACUUCCAGUUCUGUAAAAAGUUUUAACCACUUAAUUUCAAUGCCAAAUCGCAAGUAGAAAUUUACCAAAACUUGAUGCUUACAUAUGUGUCGUGCCAAGCUACUUAAAUUUGAAUCCCAAAUUUAUGAGAAUAAUUUCAAUAAUUAAUGCGAUUGCGAGCAGCAUUUGUGAAUCACAUUGUAUUUGGCUGUUUUUUAUUGCAAUGAUACAAGAAAAGUAUCAUUCGACAGCUAAAAGCCUGAUCUUUAUUGGUAUGAAAAAAGUAAAUGGUUAAACGUAACAUAAUUCACAAUAACAUGCCAAAGGUGGAACUCAGUAAAAGCCAGAACUCAAUAAGAAUUGCCAACCUCAGGACAUUUAAUAAGCAUGUGCAGGAUUAUUUUGGAGUUGAUGACUCACUGUUUUAAUUGUUGCUAAACCAAUCAAGUUGCUUUGUGUAGAUGAAAUUGUCUAUUGACAAGACAUGCAUUUAUUUUGCCUGGUCGGUUAUUGUCUUUUUGUUUCUACUUGUUACAGUGUUAUCGGCACAAAUUGACAAACGUUGGUAUAGGUAAUCAUGCAAUGGCGAGUACAAUUAGGGAUUAAUAGUACGAGUGAUGUUUGGAAAUUUUGCCAAAAUUGGACGAGCCGCCGGGCUAGUCCAAUUUGGCAAAUUUCCAAACAUCACAAGUACUAUUAAUCCCUAAUUGUACGAGCAACAUCGCAUGAUUACUUGUUUAUUAUUAGCCUGACAAAAUUGGAUACGUACUUCUCAAUGUCAACAUCGUAUUCUCUCGCCAAAGCCCAGUCCUGCCAGACUUUCAACCAAAAUUUGGUGCUUUUGUUCGUAUUUUUAUCUAGUUCCUCCACGGCAAUUUCAUGUCGCAAUUGUGUUUAAAAUACCUUUCCGCCAUUUUAUUUGUUUUGGGAAAAUCAUUAAUUGUACUGCAGUACAAUUAAUGAAGUAAUUGUACUCCUCUCAACCAAUCAGCAUCCAGUAAUUUUGUCAUGUUAAUAAUAAAUAUAUUUACUGAGAAUAACAAGAUAAUUACAUGUAUUUUUAACAAUACAAGCAAGCAGAAGGGAAACAAAUGCAUGCAUUUUACUAGGAAAUUGUGACUUUGCUUUGUGAACACAGCAAGCGUAGGGGAAACAAAAAAAACAUAAUUGAACAAAAACAUUUGCAGUUGAUGUUGCCCUGAAUAAAAUUCACUUAGUUGCCAUCAGACAAUGGCCACUGGGGUACCUAGGUAGGGGGUAUAAAUUAAGGGGAAAACUUGUCGACCAGUUCUCCCAGUGCGGCUCUAUAUGGCUAUGUUAUAAUGCCUCAGAUCUACCUUUGACCCACAAAAAAAAUUGAAUCAAGUACAUGCACUAUAUAAAACAUUUAUCCGAUAAAACAUUUAUCCGACAAUGAAAACAUAAAGUUAAAGAUGCCCAGCUUUUUGUGGCAAGGCAACUAGCCCAAUGGGGCAAGCAGAUAAAACGUUUACUUGCCCGUCAUGAUAUUCAAUUGCCCCGGGCAAGUGUUAAGUUUGUACACCUCUGUCACAUGUUGACUAAGAUUAUUUUUAGGUUGGCCAAGUACUGUACAUGUAAUCUUGAAAAUGGGUGUAAAUGAUUUGCCUUGAACAAAAACUUAAACAGAUAUACUUGACAAAUAAAACUCGUCAGAUGUUAUAGUUACAGUAAUUGAGCAGUUUGCAGGUGCCUACUUCAGGUGACUGAUUUUGUGUUUGUCUUUACUGUUAUAUUUUUGCCAUUUUGAACAACUCCAGCCUCGGGCUGCUUUGACUGAAAAAAUCUGGACCUCCUGCUUCCAGUGUUCUAGCACCCAAUACUAAUUUGCUCUUGUUUGCAAUGUUGCACAAUGUUGUAUUAAACAAAGUCAAACCUGAUCGGACAACAUGACCUAUCAUAGUGUUCAAACAAAGCCAACAUGUUGCUCCAACAUCAUCUAACAGGCCUUGAUGCACAUACAGUAGAAGUCUACGUGGCUUUCUUAAUUAAAAUUUUUAUCAGUCAAAAUCAGUUGAUGUUAAUUAAUCAACUGAUUAGUGGUAUCCUUUUAACUAAGUUUUACAAAUACGUAACUAACUAAAUAUAUUCUUGGGGAAAUUUACUACUGAGUGUAAAGCAUUGAAUUAUAUGAGCUGCAUAGGCCAUAGCAUAAGUUAGUGCCUUAUAUCCACUACACAAGUGCCUUGUUCUUUAAAAAAAUCGAAUUUUUGUCUUUCGCUUUUAUCAUUGUAUUUCGCGUAUCGUUACUGUUAGCUUUAACAUUUUACACAGUCAAAGCUUUAUCGCUCCAACUAUCAUAGCACAGAAUGAUUGAACACUUUCAGAAGGUGUGUGACAUUGUUAUCAUUUCAAGGAAGUGGCAGUCUAUUUGCUCUGACAAUUGAAAAGUCAUUGAGAAAACAUUUCCCUAGCCUGUGCAUAUGAUUAAGUGGAAAAUAAAUUUAUAUAACGAAUAUAUAGUACAUUGAAUUUUAAGAAAUGAGUGAUACAUGAUGAAGAAAAAAUACCUGGCUCGUCGCUAGCAUGUAACUAAUUCAAUAUUCAACACUAAAGUUUUGUUAAGUAGACAGUAUAGCAAAUGAAGUAACAAUAUUUUGGGAUAAACGUAUAUUUCAUUUUCACCAGGCACAGUAUACCAUGUAUAUGGUUUUCGUGAUUCUCCGGUCCGAGUGGACGUCAUCAAUUUUUGAGAUUUUUGAAGCUCAAAACAGUUUAUUCCGAAAUUUCAUGAUGUUUGGGUUCACUGCAGCGGAAACAAAAUUUUCAAAACGCCAUAACUCGCGUCCUGAAUGUCCAAACAUCACAACAUUUUCGGUGUAGACUAAUUUGAGCAUGAAGACUUGGGGUCCAUUCUGCCAAAUAUGGAGAUGAAAAAUCGAUAACGCGAACUCGGGUCGGAGACAACUUGCCUGUUAAAAAUACCGUAUUAAAAUGAAAUCAUAUUCUUGAGCUGACUUGGACCUUUCUUGCCCUCUGUUUCUUAGACUGAGAGAUGAAUAUUCAGAAAUUUUGCACUGCGCGCUCAUUUCUGAAACUAAGAAGUUAUACAUGUUGUAUUUUAAGAUAUUCGUCACAAUUUGAGGUUAGUAACUUUCAAAAAUCCGUUUAUGUGCAAAGUUCAUGGAAUACAGUAUUGUUACUUUAAAUGCAAUUCUAACUUGGGCAAGACACAUCAGUAUUUUGGUUUUUCAUUUAUAGCGUUGCAUAAGAUGACAAAUAUUGGCACAUUCCUCACGCGUAUAACUGUAAUUAUUCAGUAAUUUUAUGCAAACCGUAAUUACUGUAUAGGUCUACGAAGUGAGAUUUAUUUGAUAAUUGACUAUAUAAUUCUGAAUGCAAAUGUGUUAAAUAAAAUUUGAUUGGCUGGGCAACGAAUAAAUUGUUUUUCCGCGUUGGACGUCAUUAUGAAAAAGGUUUAUUGGUGAAUUGCUCUCUUGAUAAAAUUUUGUUACAUGCAUGCACUAUUGACAUGGUAGGCAAUAACCAAUGAAAAUAUGUUAUAGACACCAAAUGCAGAACAGGCAGAAAUUAAGCAAGCAGAAUACUGUAGUAGUGUUUGCAGUCUAAAACAAGUUAAGACAGAGGUGUACUCAUGCAUGCAAAUAUAAGUCAGACGUUCCAUGCAGCUUUGCAUGUGAAUUAAAUACGAGUGAGAAUAUGAGUAACAUGCGCAUGUUGGAGGACAUAUGUGUAUGGGCCAUUCCCCACCGUAAUAUUUUCAUAUUUAAAACACAGAAAUACAGUCUCCACAAAUGUGUAAGCAUGUUUGAAAGAAAUAGUCAACAUUCGGCAGUCAUGCAGACAUCAAUCUUAAAUUUAUUCACAAAAAUACAAGUUGUGAAAUAUUUUUUAUUCUCUGUCUUUUGGUCCAAGAACAUACAAGAAAUGAUAUUUUUUUGCAUGACAGUAACAAAUGGGGUCAUGCACUGUCGUUAUUUUGAGUUAAAUUACUUUAAACCCCAAAUAACCGCCAUAUAGAACACGUCAUUGUGCCAGAGUGCGUUUACAUGCAAGGGUUGUAUUUUUAAAUAUUUGGAUAUAGCUUUGUAUUAGUCAAAUCGUAAAUCUUCCACCUUUAGAAAAUUUUAGGGAGCCACCUUGAUAUGGAAAUCUAUAAAAUAUGCCCUAACAGCAUGAUAUAAAUUAUUCAUGCACCUUCCUAGAAAUACAUGUAGGAUUUGUUCAUAUUUAUCUUCGUUCAUAUUUAUCCGGUCUUUCUCAUGAGAUAACAACAUUAAGCACAUCACGCUUUUAAAGCACAUCACUCAACAUUAAAAAGCAACAUUAAGCACAUCACGUUUUUAAUUGCUUGUAGCAAUUUGGUUGUUGCAUAUAGAACGUGCAUGUGCUUUGUCAGCACUAUGUUUGAACGAUGUUUAUUCACUAGAUAUUUUCCAAAGCGUAUAAAUUGAACUUUUCGCUCAAAUUAAAUGUAGUAUUGUGGGGAAUUCGUUAUUACAUUUUCAGUGAUUUAUUAAAGGAAGAAUCUAUACUUAUCUUUUGGUAUUAUUUACUCAUUAAUAAGAUGCAGUGAGCCUUUCCCAUUAGACAUUCAUCCAAAGUUGCGAAAGUUCAUCAAAGAGAAUUUGAAUGCUCUAGACCAAAAUGAGGGAAAUGGUUGUAAUGCUUGUUUUACAGACGGGCCACUUAUUUUUAUCUGAUUGCAGAUGAUGUGAGUAUAGAUAGUGGUUUAGUAUUAAUGCUCACAACAAUGAAUCUGUGAUUUAAAAAGUGGCCAAAAGUAAUAGAGUAUCCUGUGCUGGAUAAAGAAAAGAAUACUUUGUCUGAUUUCUAGUGCUCUAACAUUGUUAAACAAUAGCAUUACUGCAGCAGUUGCCCUUUGUGAUGACGAUAUACACACAUUUAAUAUUUUUACGAACUUUUAUAGGCUACAUUAAUUAAGGCUAAUUUGGGCUUUCUAAUUAAAUGUAGUAUUGUGGGAAUUCGUUAUUAAAUUUUCAGUGAUUUAUUAAAGGAUGAAUCCAUGUACUUAAUUAUCUUUCGAUGUUAUUUACCCAUGCAUUAAUAAGAUGCAGUGAGCCUUUCCCAUUAGACAUUCAUCCAAAGUUACAUGAGAAUUUGGUCGACAGCAUGCGAGUUUAUACAGUAUACUAUCGUUUUGUAGAGUAAAUCAGACGCAAAUCUAUCGGCAGUGAGAAGUAAGUCCCAUGCUGAUGGACCGCAAAAGUUUGUACUUAAAACUCCAAAGGUAAAUAGAAAUGAAGUGAAUGGCUGAACAUCUAGGUCAAUUUGCUUAUUAACAUCUCUAUUCUUAGGGCGCUUUCCAUUUAAUGGCCUGACCGGUCAGACCCGAAUUCUUUUCUCUGAUAUCAAUGGAAAGAUCUAGUCUAUGUUUCUCAAGCAUGUAGCGAAAAUGGAUCUCAUUCUAAUGUUAUCUAAAUUUUCCGGUCAGAUAGGUCCGAAGCCCAAGUGGUUUGUGUUCCAAUAAAAAAUUUGACCGUUCUGACCGGUCUGUCCGUGUCAAUGGAAAGCGCCCUUAGUCCUUGCAAUCUUUUGUCGUUUCAGUAUGGUAAUAUGAGAAAUCAUGCACCUGAUUAUCCACAACUCGUUAAUAGCAUUUUAAAAGUAUUCAGAUAAUCACAGUAUAUAUACUGCAUGAUAUAAUUCAGACUAUUCAGUAACAGAUAAUAUCCUUAUAUAUAUAUAUAUAUACAACAUCAAGAAUAGGAGGCUGCCUCGUAUUGCAUACGAGACACAUCAGCUUCUCAGUGUACGUUCCGUAAUGAUAGAAAAUCCAUAAAGAGUUGUUGGCUUCGUCAUUUUUUAGGGUACAAGAGAUUAUAUCCCCAAACAAAUGGCCAUUAGAGAACAUGUCUUUGAAGAAAUUAUCAAAUGUUUUCAAAAACAUGGAGCUGAAAGUAUUGAUACUCCAGUGUUUGAAUUGAAGGUAAUAUUAUGUAUUGUCUCUGCAAUGCAAAUUAACCGUUUCGUUAAUUGUUCAUCAUUGUGCUGGUAGCCAACCCUGCAUGUCUGGAGUUCCGCAAGAGACAGUUCUCUGACCUGCCUUGUUUUUGUUAUUCAUCAAUGACCUACCAGCUACUGUGACCAUGCCUCCGUACAGUAAUACGUCAACCAUGUAGAUGUUUGGGUAGGUACGUGGUCUUUCUCGCCAAAGAAGUACAUUGCUGUCCACUUGCUGUAGAGUGGGUUCCCCUCGCAUUACCGGUGUUCCAUCUGUAAUGUCAUGCUGUUUAAGGGGGUCCAGUACUAAACAGGGUCGAAGUUUAAAUUUGCUUUUAUACUAUGUAACCGGAAUUGUAAAUUUUGAAAUUUACUUUUCUGUCUGAAGAACCACUAUUUAUGCCUUUGAGAGCCUGUUCAUCGGCUAGUGUGUAGUGUCUCUGACAAUUGUGACCUAAGCCGCAAGACCUAUGAACUGAAGAUCAGCAAACAAACAUAGUAGAGACCUUAUUUAUACAAACAACAAGAUCUAUCAAAUGCAUGCACGUGCAACAACGCAACUACAAAAUCAACAGUUGUAACAGUAAAAUUAUCCAGUGAUGUUAUAAAUUGAUGCCAACCACAAUUGUUUCUACUGUACAAACAGAAUACCGAGAUCUGGAAGUUUACAAUUCCGUCUGUAAUUUUACUAUAUACGGAAUAACGGAAUAGCGUAAAUCUCGAGCCCUGCUAAAUUGGUCCAAAAAGUGCCAGGAUUCAAGAAAGAAGCAAACAGGAUUCUUGCUGAUUUGCAGAUCUGUCGUCUUGUGACAGAGAAAUCAAAGAGAACGGCAACCUAAGUCUGGUGAGGCCUGUGCUAUAGGUAUGCCACGACGACUUGUUUCACACUGUGCUUGAUACUCCAGACUGCCCAUUGUUGUUACCCUGGAUUCCAGAGCCUUCGACAGUAAAUAAUAAAUUGAAAUGUCGCGAAGGCUCUGGUUCAACGGGGCGAUUCUUUGAUUAAGCCGCGCCAAUCACAAAACAGAAUUAGUGGUUUUAGUACAGAUUCUGUACUAAAACCACUAAUUCUGUUUUGUGAUUGGCGCGGCUUAAUCAAAGAAUCGCCCCGUUGAACCAGAGCCUUCGCGACAUUUCAAUUUAUUAUUUACUGUCGAAGGCUCUGGAAUCCAGGGUACAUUGUUGUAGGCCCAGCGUGACGUGAGAGAAUUAGAAUUUUUUCUAGUAUUCAAUUAAUAGCUACACUAGUUAAUAUGCAUAUAUGUUCUUCGGUGCGCGGGCAUUUCGCGUUUUCCCUUCUCUCCACCACUUCCUCCUCGCACGUUGUAGCGCAAUUACGAAAUUAAUCCUUGAAAAGCCUCUGUGGAGGAGAGAGCGUACAUUUUCUGUGUAGUAAUUAUUAACUGGGCGUGUAGACAUUCUCUGCUGCCGUGAACUGCAGGCAUGGGAGUUAUCCAAACUUGUGAACUGGACGGCUUAAAAAAACUCAUUACCAUUUCAUUAUACACGUUUUGUAUACUGUUACACUGUAGUUAAUUUAUAAAGCUUAACAAUAUAGAAGUCGUUAGCCUAAAUGAAUCAACAGCACAUUAGUAUCACAAUAAAAUUGUUUCUUUGAAAGAGGAUUACAAAGAAACUUAGGUGGUACAAAUUUUAAUAUACAUUACUUUUCAAUUAAGGGAAAUAGUUGUAAUGCUUGUUUUAGGGCGGGCCACUUAUUUUUAUCCAAUUGCAGAUGAUGUGAGUAGCGAUAUAGUAUUAAUGCUCACAACAAUGAAAUGAAUCUGUGAUUUAAAAAGUGGCGAAAAGUAAUAGAGUGCCCUUCGUCGGAUAAAGAAAAGAAUACUUUGUCUGAUUUCUAGUGCUCUAACAUUGUUAUAACAAUAGCAUUACUGCAGCAGUUGUCCUUUGUGAUGACGAUAUACACACAUUUAAUAUUUUUUGCAUAGACACGAACUUUUAUAGGCUAAUUUGGACUUUCUAGAUUUGAUAAUCUGGGUGCCAUUGUAUGUACAUGUAUGUGCAUGCAUGGACUUAGGACUAAUAUUGCAUAUGAUGUAUAUGUUUUACAUUGACUCUCAGAUCAUGUUUGGCCGACUCACAGAGAAUGAUGGGAUACUUUUUUUUUAAAUUUUUGUUAUCUUAUACAUCAUUGUUUUGAUGUUGUUAUUUUAUCUUAAAGUCGGUUAGUUCCGGUAGGUCGGUCAUAAAGUCGUAUUGUUGACCCAUUAUACACACGAAGGUGCACACAAAUAACCCCAUAGCAUAUUUUAUUCUACGUAUAGCAAUAUAACUUUACUUGUUUAAACGUCUUGCUAUUUUUAGGAAACAUUGACAGGAAAAUAUGGAGAAGACUCCAAACUUAUUUAUGACUUGGCGGAUCAAGGAGGGGAGCUUCUGUCUUUAAGAUAUGAUUUAACUGUAUCCUUUUAUCAUGAGUCUUACUACAAGUAGCAAAUUCGUGUCAACUCAUGAGCCAUCGGUCUAAAUAACGUGGAAUUUUCCCCAUACUAUAUAGACUAAUUUUAGCAAGGAAAUUUCAAUUCCUGGAUUAUUUUUGCCAAAGCACUGUAGAUAGCGAAGUAGUACGUUAACUCGAAAUGCCGCUGACUGAAGGAUUUUCAGGUAAACACAAAAGGGCUGUAUGUGGAACUCUCUGGUAUAUUGGGAUGCCCCAUUCACACAUUCAGAAAUAUCAAUUAUUUUUCACUCAAUGCGGUAUAUCUAAUCUGCAUGUACACUGAGCUUUAUGUGUAUGAUUGCAAUUUGCAUGUGGGAUGUGUGGGCGGACUCCACCAGAAAUGAUAUCCUGUGAUUCCCGGUUAGGACAUUUUGAAAGUUAUUCGAAUGUUUUUGAUGUACUAUUGUUGCCUUAACGUUGACAACAGGUUCCUUUUGCGAGAUAUGUUGCAAUGAAUAAAAUAGAUAAAAUCAAAAGAUAUCAUAUAGCCAAAGUUUACCGCAGAGAUAAUCCUGCUAUGACGAAAGGAAGAUUCAGAGAAUUUUACCAAUGUGUAGGUUUAGAUCACGGUAGGAAUUUUGCGUAGGUAAAUUCUGAGUUUUGAAGGAUUUGCGAGAACUGUCUGACGAAACUGACUUGGUGUUAAACACCCGCCAUCUUGAAAACCUCCCUCUCUUCCAUCCCUUCUAGCAACUACCGUUUAUCAAUUAGCCUUUCUCACACCACGUGACAAGGCUUUGUCCACCAUUUUUGGGUAGCAAACCGCGCAGCAAUAAAAGAUGACAAAAAGCAAAUGAGUGAUUUAGAGAAGUAAACAUAUAAAUAAUAGUACUAUGUUUCUAUACUUCACUAAAUUCACUCCUUCGCUUGUGGCGGACUAUUUUCAUUGUGAGGUUUGCCACCAGCAAAUAUUGGACAAGGCCUGGUCGCAUGGCGUGAGAAAUGCUAAUUGACUAAAAAUGUGUUUGGGACAUCAGGUGACCGUUGUAGCACGAUUCAUGCUGUUCAUGAAAAACUAUAAAUUGGUGAGCAAAAAGCGUAAACUAGACUGUAUAGAGCUAUACUAAUAUACUUGAAAAUUGUUCGAUGAUUCCUAGAGUAAACCGUACCAUAAUAGGUACACAGAUCGGUCCGUGUGCAUGUGGCAGGCCUAUGAUAUAUAUAUACUGACGGUAACGAGGGUAUAUUAAUGUUCCUUCCCCUGGAGAACAUGUGGCCUCUCUUGGAACAUCAUCAUGGUAUUUUCCAUGUUUUGACUUAGUGUAGACUUGAUUGAAUAAAAAUUAUACUGUUGAUAUGUUGAAUAUGUUAUGUUUUCAGGAUAUCGAUAUUGCUGGACAGUAUGAUGCGAUGAUACCAGAUGCAGAAUGUGUUAAAAUAGUUGCGGAAAUAUUAACUAAUUUAAAACUUGGAGACUUCACGAUAAAGGUAUGGUACAUGUACUAUAUAAUAAAAGCUUACCGGUUUAAAACAUCUAUGUUUUCUGCUUCAUUCCGUUCCAGAGGUAUAGUUUUUAUGUAUAAAUGUUUUUAUGUCCUUACAUAAUCUGUUUUUACAUAAUUUCGAUUACAAAGAGAAUACGACGUGUUUUCAUUAUCAUGAUACUAGCUAUAAGAAGAACAUACUUAAAUCGAAUUCUGAAACAAAUUGGAACAAUCUGUGAAGCACCAAGUCGUGCUAUAUUUUUACGUUACUGACAACACAUGUAUUUUAGUAUAAUUGUAACUCUAAAUUUCACUUUAAUAUUACCAUAGUUAACUGACUCACUUAACUUAAUAACUGUAUCCUACAUGCAUUUUAAUAUCGUAAUUCUAAUUUUUAACUAAGGUAAUUCAGGACCCAAUUAUUAUUAUAACCUAUGGUGAAUUGAUUUACCUGAAUAAGUUUGAUUACCGAAAAAGCAACCACUAAAUGAUGCCUCGUUUAAUAAAGGUCUGUAACUGUAGGUAAACCACCGAAAAAUACUGGAUGGAAUGUUUGAAGUAUGUGGUGUUCCUGCAGAGAAAUUCAGAUCAAUUUCAUCAGCUGUUGAUAAACUGGAUAAGGUAUAUUAUACUGUCGAGGUUUUGGUAAGGAAAACAAAAGUUUGACGUUUUCGAGCAAAGCCUCUUCGUCUGAAAGUUUAUAAUUAUGAAUGUGUAUGAAUACAGUUGUAUUUUAAUUAUUAUUUGAUGUGUAAUGUUUAGAUGAAAUGGGAAGACGUACGUUCCGAGAUGAUUGAUGAAAAAGAUCUGGAUCCUAGUGUUGCUGAUGCAAUAGGUGGAUAUGUUCAGCAUCAUGGUGGAUUUGAGCUACUGAAUAAAAUGGCAGCUGAUGAGAAAUUAGGAAACAAUAAGAGUGGAAAAGCUGGUAUUGAAGAUAUGAACCUCUUAUUAACAUAUUGUGAACUGUUUGGUAUUCUCGAUAAGGUAUAGUAUGUUGUUGAAUGUAUGUGUGUUUGCUGGAUACGUUAUUAAGUAUUUAUAGAUCUUAGUGUGUGGGAUUUCCUUGUUGUCUGACAGUUUGUUAAGCUUCUUGUAUGGGUACCAGCUUUUACUAGAGGCUUAACCAUGCACUACUUUGUUGGAUUUUCCUGUUCUCUAACAAGUGGCUAAGCUUCUGCUAGUUACUAGCUUUUACUUUAGGCUUACUAUGCGCUAGCAGAUCAUUUUCCACUCAGUGGCUGAUCAUUCACACUCUUCGCUUAGACUAUGCAAUACAGGGCGUAUAAAAAAGGUGCACAGUUCUGAAAUGUCUACCAAACUGAAGAUUUCGCAACAUUUCUGACAACCUUAUGUUAGUAUGGGUAUAGUAUGGGGUCUUCUGGUAUCUAUAUCUCAAAAUUAUUCUGAAAAGUAAAUUUUGGAGUGCAGCUGACUCCAAAGCUACCCAUACUAACACAAAGUUGUCACAAAUUUUGCAGAAUUUUCAUGCCAUGCCGAAACUUCCAAUACAAGAAUACGAGUUGCAUGCAUGAGCAUCAAUUCACACGUUUUUGCAGAGUCUCGUAUCUCCGUGUAUGAAUAAAUUAUUAAAUUAGCCUUUCUCACGAUGGCGAAUAUCCGCCAUUUUUGGGUGGCAUCUAAUUCUCGUUAACCAAUGCAGACAAUUAAAACAAUGUGAAAAGCAAUUUUUCAAAAUAAACUAACCAUUUACAAAGCAAAUUUACCAUCAUUCGUCCAAAAAAUUAUAAAAAGUCGCUGACUGAAAACCCAAAAAUGGCAGCGUGAGAAAGGCUAAUCUGUCCCGAUUAAUUUCGUGUUCAUCACAAUUCUGUGUUUAUGUUGAUAUGUUAUCUAGGUUUCCUUCGAUAUGAGUUUAGCUCGUGGUCUAGAUUACUAUACUGGCGUUAUUUACGAAGCAAUUUUGGAACCAGAAAGUAUAACUAAGAAUGAAGUGGGUAUGUUUUGUACACACUGUUAUUGUAAUUUUUACACACUAUAGUUGUUAUUACUGUAUAAUCGUCUAUUGGUCCUGUAAAAUCGUUUAUAUACCUGGUAAAAUAUAUUAAAGCUAUUUUCUAACAAUUACCCAGUAGAAUAUUAUAGAUUGUUACAUGCUUUUGAGAGCAACUUAGUUGAAAACAUGCAGAAAACAUACAUACGCUCUCACAAUCAAAAUUUCAACGAAACAUUUUCCAAAACAUAUCACAUAUUUUAUUCUCACCUCCAGGUGACGCUUGCGGUGUUGGUUCAGUUGCUGGUGGUGGACGAUACGACGAUCUGGUUGGAAUGUUUGCUGCCAAAGGAAGGAAGGUGGGUUGGGUUACAGCUAAUUCAAUUACGAAUGGAGGUUAUCCGUGACGCAGUAAAACAAUAUGUAUUUGGUUUCUAAAAUUUAACAACUAUCGUUACACGGUGUUUCAUGCCUUUAGGCAAUCAUCAGAGGAGUGAUUACAUUCAAUUAUUGUUCUCUGACUAUCUGUAAUGUACCACGCCAUGACAAUUAAAGUUCUAUUGUAUAUAGAACUCCUAUGUAUUCUACAGUAGGAGUUAUUUUGGAAAAUGCUACGAACAAACAGAAACAUUAAGAGAAGUAUAGAGAGAGUCAAUUUUGUUGUUUGCAGUACAAAAUUUUGCGGUUUAUAGGUUGCUUGAAUUAACUGUAUUCUCUUACACUUUUUGUCUAUCACUCUUUCUCUUAUAUACCGUGUACAGUUAAGCCCUCUUGGGCAUGAAAAUUCGUUUGCGAGAAGAACUUUAAACAAGUCUAAAGUAUAGUAAAGGCGCUGUUACGCUAUGUGGCUUGUUUUGCAAUGUCUCGCGAUUUCAGCAUUGCAUUGCAAGUGAUGUUAUACACCAACCAAUAUGUUCCAUGCUACUUGCAAUGAUCAUGGUUAAAAAUAGGGUAAAAACGGUAAAAACAGCCAAGAGUCAAUAUGCAAAUCCAUUCAAUGAGUAAACAGUGCGAAAAAACUUGCAAAAGGAUGUUACACUGCAUGUGCAAUGCUUUGAAAAUGCGUUGCUGCCUUGCUGCAAUCGUUGCGAACAAUUAUUGAGCCUGAUUGAACAAUUGUUGAACCUGAUUCUACUUUGUGCAGUGCUUGUUGCGACAAAAAUGUUCCAAGACUCGAUGACUGUGAGGCAUGUUAUAUCUUGCGAUUUCGCGUGCAACUUAUGUCGCAGCAACACUGCGAGGCAAGUUGCGAGAGAAGUUGCAUUGUGUAAUAGCCCCUUAAAUAAUUGUGAAAUGUUCCAACUUAUGUUCAGGUUCCCUGUGUGGGUGUCAGCAUAGGAAUAGAACGAAUAUUUGCCAUCCUAGAAGCUAAAGCGAAGGUAAGUAUUAAGAUUAAUAACUUACUGACCGAGAGUGAGGGCAGUACCGGAAAGUAUCCAACCUCGGUCUUGCUGUAUUGACCAAGCGAUAGCGAGGUCAAUACAGCAAGACCGAGGUUGGAUAUUUUCCCGUACUGCCCGAACGGUUGAGGUCAGUAAUUUUUUUAUUAUAUGGCAUUGUACGUUUGCAAAAAUGGGAAAAAAGGCCACGCGAGGUCAAAGUACAAAGUCUGAAACAUUUGCAAAAAACACAAUUGUAAAAAAUGUUCUCUUGGUUAGUAAAACUAAAACUACUGUACAGCACUUUUUAUAUAGAAUACUAACAAAGUUUGGAUAGUAUUUCAAGAAAAAUACGAGAUAUUUCGUCAUUUAAUCAAAAACAACAAAUAUGAAAACAAUAAAAUUAAUAAACAGUAUGGACAAGUACGUUUUUUGUUCGCUUCAUCUCAUGCAUGUUUAUGUCUCUUUUUAUCUAACAAAAACAGAAAUUUUCAGAGAAAAAUUAUAAAUUUGUAGCUGCCUUAGUUGUAUUUUUUAUUUAGGAUGGUGUCAAAUUCCUCCUGGUUAUCUGCAAAUAAAAUUUGCAGCUCUUCACAUAGUCAAAACAAAACUAUUCCUGACUGUUUUAAUAGUUAUAAACAUUGUAAAAUUUACCUUGUAAUUUUGACUUUAACAAAAACGUAUUGAGGAAAUUCUUUAACCACAGCAGUUGCUCCUUUUCUUUAUUUUAGGUUUAUUUUUCUUCGUUUUGAAUAAGUUGAAAGACUUUUAGACACUUUUUGCCGUUUGAAACUCGGCUCUCGUCGCAGGGAAAUAAAAAUUGGGAAUAGGCAAUUCCAGCUUUUAAUUUAUGCCUGCAGGGGGUGAUGGGAAGUAAGGUAUCAUAUUCCUGAUUAUGCUGAAAAAUUUCAAUAAAAACUGCUGCCAUUUUUAUUUUUUUAACAUAAUCAGCAAUAUGAUACCUUACUUCCCAUCACCCCCUGCAUGCAUGCAUAAACUAAAAGCUGGAAUUGCCUAUUGCCCGUGGGCAAUACGGGAAAAUUCUGUCUCGUCAGCAGCCAAUCAAAUUGCGCGAUUCAUCAAAACUAGUGCUUGCCAUAUAAUAAUUAUCGCUUGUUUACUGAGACCGAGGGGAACAGUAUGUUUUGUGGACCCAAAACUGCCGUUGUUGCCCGAGGCAAAACCGAGGGCAACAACGGCAGUCGAGGGGCAACAAAACACACUGCUUUCCCGAGGUCUCAGUAAAUAGGUGUUUUGUUAUAUAGUAGAUAAGUGUCAAAGUAUGAAUAAUUCACCGGUUAUUGGAGUGAACUUAAUUCAGUGAACCUAUAUUAAAGCCUAUGAUUUGCUGAAGCCAAAAUAGUUUUUCUGAGUUAUGAGCAGAAAUACUUGAUCCCAAACGUUGGGCUAUAUAUCAAACUGAAGCUUUUGAAAAUUGCUAUUUGGUGUGGAAAUUUUAAGACUUCAGCGAAAAGAAAAAUAUUUUAAAAAUACAAAAACAACUGCCAUUCGGCCAAAAAUUGGCAAUUGUUUUUGUAGUUUUAAAAUAUUUCCUUUGCAUGGAUAAAACAGUUUUGUUGAGAAUAUUGUAAUAUUUGUUACAAGUUAAAGGGUAUGAGCAACCAAAAUUUCUUGCAAUAAAAUUUUCUUUUAUCUAAAAGAGCUUGUGAAAUGGUAAUGGAACACAUAUUACAAAUCUUUCGUAUCUUUCUUCGUUAUCGAAAUAUUUCAAUGUGUUUGAUAUGCAAAUUAUGACGUCACAAGCUGGGUACAAAAUUUAAAAACAUUAAAAUAUCAGCUACAUUCUGCAAGUUAUUUCUACUACUUACUUGACAUUGUGUAUAUGAAAACUCUUCAUGUGACCAUGGAUUGUAAAAUAACUGGAUAGGAAACUAGCUGACGUCACAAUCUAAACCUAGUUGCAAUCUGUGACGUCACGUGUAUUGCCAAAGUUCUCAGCAUUUUUGUUGUUUCGCUAUAUUUUCCGCUUUAAAAGAGUAAUAUUGAAGCAUAAACUGGUCUGAUUGUUUUAAAAACAUGCCUAAGCCACGACAAAGUAUUCAAGGUAAAUGUCUUUGUCUUGUAUUUUUUAACAUUUGUAGCUACGAAAUUGGCGUCGCCAAUUUUAACGAAAUUUGCGAUGCAUUUUUCACUGUUUAGUGCUUGAAAUAUUUGCUAAAAUUGACUGGGAAUACUUAGAGAUUUCAUCGUAGAAUGGCCUAGUUAUAUUUAUUUGCUCUUUGACUAAAAUGUUUAGCUGUAUUAUCGCUAAACAUGCCGUUUUUGAGAACUAGGUUUCAACGCCAUCAUCCCAUUGAAAACAUUAGGUCACGUCAGCUAGUUUCCUAUCCAUGUAUUUUAUUAUCCAUGAUGAUGUGACUAACGUGACAUGUUGAGCAAUCAACUGGAUUUAUCUGAUAUUUUAAUGUUUUUAAAUUCUGUACCCAGCUUGUGACGUCUAAUUUGCAUCAAACACAUUGAAACAUCUCAGAAACGAAGAAAGAUACGAAAGAUUUGUAAUAUAUGCUCCAUUACCAUUUGACGAGUUCUUUCAAAUGAAAGAGACUUUUUUAUAAGAAAUGCUUGUUCAUACCCUUUAAGCCUGUUUUCCACUUCAACCAUAUCGUAAAGUACCGUAGCAUUUUCUUUUGUGUCGAAGGUAUUAGUUCCACACUACCGCACAGGAAACAAAGAAAUGCGCUACGUUUCGGUACGAUUGAAGUGAAAAACUGGCUUAAUUCGCAUACAAGUGCGUAUACCGUAUUUACUCGUUCGAGCGCCGCCCCCGAAUGAGCACCGCACUAAAUAGUGUAAAAACUUUCUGCCCGUCAAAAUGGGGACAUUUAGUGACAAAGACAUUUAAAACUUGUUUAUUUUAUUUUAAAAGUUCUUAUAAUUCACAAAUAAAAGUUUUUUUAAAGAGCGCCGCCCCCGAAUGAGCGCCGCAUCUGAAGCUCUGAAAAUUUAAAGAGCGCCGCGGCGCUCAAACGAGUAAAUACGGUAUCUGUUAUUAUAAGGUCAUCUGCAAAACAGUAUUUUUAUUGGUUCCUGACGUAAAUAACUCUUUUCCCUGUAAAAAAAGACUACAAAUAAUUAUGUGACCUUGCAUGCUAAGGUUUUGAUGUAAAAUAAUAUACUACCCUUCUCUAGUUUGUCUUAAAACGUUGUUUACCUAUACUAAACACUUACAAUGUUGACAGAGUGAUACUUAUAAUUGCCGCCAUUACACUGCUUUUUUGGCAACCCAAAGUGAAACUGGACUAAUUAAAAACUGCUUUGUUGUCGAUUUUUAAAUCUUUUAAGGUAUUAAAAUAUCUGAAAUUAUGUUGUUAUUCUUUUAUCUUUGUCAAAAAUUAUUUACAGAAAUUUGAAAUCCUGUGUUCCAACUUAAUUUAACUCAUUGUAACAAUAAACCAUAGAAAUCUGCAGUUUUGAGGGGGCCUCAACCCCGAUCCCUUAAGACCGCCUGCUAAAAAUUUGUGGAACCCCAUUGGCUUGUUUUAUAUAUGUAUAUCUAAUGAAUAUAUGUGCUCGGCAGGCUUCUGGGUCAAAACAAAGAACAACUAAGACAUGUGUAUUGGUAGCAUCUGGACAAAAAAACUUUCUAGAACAACGAAUGAAAUUAGUUUCUAAACUUUGGGAAGAUGGAAUUCAGGUUAGUUUUUCCUUUUAGUUAAUUUGAAAUAUAUAACUUGUAUAUGCGCUAAACCAACCUGAUACUCAGGGUUUUCACUUCCGCUACCUCCCGAAACCCGCUGCAGGUAGGUAGCGGAAGUGAAAAACCUGCAUGAGUAUCAGGUUGGUGCUAAACUUGCUGUACAUGUACAUCUACUGGCAUCCUAUCUGUAAGGCGGGAAAAGUUUGGACACGCAACGUUAUUGACGUUGUUACGUGCAAAUUGCAGCAAAAAUUGCCUCGUGUAUAACACCUUAAAUCGGGCUCGAGCUGUUUAAUUAAUUAACGAAGAGUUCAUCAAGCAUCUAAUCUUUUUAUGUAUUUGACAGUAUUAGGAAAAUCUACACUUAUUGGACUUUCUCAAUUUUUUUCAGGCUGAAAUUCUGUACAAGAAAAAUCCGAAAAUGUUAAGUCAAUUCCAGUUUUGUGAAGAUAAUGAAAUCCCGUUCUGUGCUAUAAUUGGAGAGAGUGAGUUGAAAGAAGGAGUUGUGACUCUCAGGGAUAUGAAGUCCAGACAAGAGGUAGACGUCUCACGAUUUAGAAUUUUUUGUUUUAUCCUUGCAUGUGUUUCGCGCACGAACAUACAUGGGGUUGAGCAUGUGAUUGUGGUCAUGAUCUGAGAACAAAACAUGAGGAUGGUUCUCCUUGUGAAAGGAAUACUUGGGUGGAAGUUGGGGCAAGAAGCCACUUAAGGUUUCGGUUUUGGCUCUAAAUUGUACAUGCAGCCCAAAUGCCGCGACAAAUUUUGCUAGUGUUGUUUACAUCGUACCCAAAUCGCGUUAUUCACCGACAUAAUUGUCGGUGAAUAGUGCAAGGAUAUUCACCUCAACGCUUCGCGUUUCGAUGAAUAUCCUUAAUUGCACUAUUCACCUCGACUUCGGUGAAUAAUUGUUAAUUAUUAUUUAAAAAAGUUCAUGAUUUCUGAUUGGCUAACAGCCAACUGUGUAUAGCUGACCUGAGACUGCAGCUUCGUUGAUAACACAAACUCGGCUUGACAAUUCUCAGACCUGCCAACUCACGGAUUUCCCGUGUGACUCACGAAUUCAGGCAUUAUCUCACGGACUGACGGAAAUAUUUUCAAAUCUCACGGAUUCACGAUUUUGAAAUUUUAACCACCACUAGACUUUAAAAUGGAAUGAUUGAUGUGAAAUAAAACUAGCUAUUGACCAUAAUUCUAAUUUGUAAAAAAUCCCCAACACUAUUAGUAUUUAUUUACUCAUUUAUACUAAGUAACAGUCUAAGCAUUCCGUCAUUUUGAAUCGCCGGCGCAGAGCGGGAAAUAUACUGCAAGAAAAUGGCGGAAGCAGAAACUUCUCAAAUAAAUUGGCCAAUGGGCUAUUCCUGUUUUAUAUUCACAUCAUCCCACAUUGAGGAACUUGAUUUUUUACCCCCUGCUAGGAAUUUCCAAGGUUAAAAAUGCGGGUCAGUGGUUGAAAAUCAUCCCCUUCCUCUGGAAUUCCAAGGUUCCUCAACAGGGGUGUGUGGCCAGGAUAAAAAUUGGAAUAGUAUCUAUUGAGAUCAAACAUUAAUCAAAGCAGGCGGACAGUUAAUUGUUUUCAGUAAAAUCUUACAUGUAUCAUUUUUAUAGGGUUAAAAUGACAUCAGUAUAAGAUUAUAAGAAGGAAUGUUAAUUGUCAUGUCGCUUUAAAUUCUGGCUAAUAUAACGAAAAUAAUUACUUAAUAUAUAAUUAGAAAAUAUAACUAAUAUGUCAAAAAACUGAAUAAAGUUGUAGUACAUAAUCUUAUCCUCGUUCUCUUUUAGACUAAAGUCAAGCAAGAAGAUCUUGCUGCUGAUAUAACCAGCAGAAUAUCAAAAAUCAAGCUGCAAGACUAGCCAUGCAGUUCUUAUUAUGACUAUAUACUAGAACGUUUGUGUUAUAGCAAAUAAAGAAAGCGUUGUAGUUGAUUUGCAAGCUUUAUCGUAUAUUAGUAUUUUUGCACAAGUGAACAUAACAAAUCCUACAAGUUGGUUGGUCAAAUUUGACGUAGCCUAUUAAGCUGUCAUAUUCACCUGUUGGUGAAUAUAACAAAUCCGAAAUUUGCAAAAUGGCGGCUAGCCGUUUUGUGGAAGUUAUACUGAUAAAGAAAUAAGCGAAAUUAAAAUAAAUUUAGUCCGAAAAAAC